AUGACUGAAGAAAAAAAUGAAAUUCCCCUAGAAGAUAAACCUGAUCAACCUGAAUACUCAGAUGCUUUCAUAAUAUUAUCUGAUGAUAAGUAUCCCUCACUAUCUAAUUUCUACACAAAAUACUCAUCAAUGCAUGUUAUUGACUUUUCUAUAUACCAUCCUGAUUGUUGGGUAAAUAUUGAAGAAGCAUCUAUCGAUGACUUACCACUCAUUCAAAAUAAAUCAGCAGCUUCGUAUAUUGAUGAUUUCGUUACUGAAUUUGACAAAAUUUCAAGGGAAGACAUGUUUACAAAUGUGCCACAAAUAUUGCAAGCUGUUGGAGGAUUCAUCAUUAAUCAAACUCCUCCUAAAAUUGGUGCUCCAAUGGUAACUCGUUGGGAACCUCCUAUUUGUCAAAUUUCUCCGACUUUACCAUCGCUUCUAGUAUUUCUUUGUCGAAUAUUACAUCGUGUUCAAGACCCACAAAAGUUCUUUUACUUCCUAAGAACAGGAAUUUUCUCGCAAAUGUGGACACAAAAGAGCUGUCUUCAAAAUCCGAAACUUAUGGCAGUUACUGCGUGUUCUAUUAAAGGAAAACCUGAAUAUUGGGCUGUUUUAGAUCGCGAUAGAAAAUUUUACUUAUAUCGAGUUAAUAAAAAAGGAUGUGAACUUAAGUUAGAGAAAGAAAUAUCCAAAACAGUUUCAAAUUCAGAAAAAACUUCAGUAACUGUCCUUGAUAAUCUUCAUCAAAACUUAAUUGACUUUUCUCCAUUAACUCAAGCCACCACGGAGUUCUGGGACAUCAUAUUUACGCAUGUUAAAUUGCCAUUUCCAUUUUUUUACAAAGAUUCCUUAGAAUUUUAUCCAGGAAUUUUAUAUGAUGCUUUUUAUCAAUCUUUAACAUCAACGGAUUGCAUUUUAGUGCAAAGUUUUAUGCGAACAGAUAUAUACGAUUUAGUAAUAUGGGAAGGAAUCGUUAAAUGCUUCCAACAUGCGCAAAAACUCGAAGUUCUUCUUCAUUGUGUUUUUUCUUUGACAUUUCAAGAAGGAUCUUUCCCAACUCCUAUGACUUUCUUCCAGCCAAACCACUUCCUUCUCUUUGCACGUGCAUUUGGACGAAAUUUCUGGUCAUAUUACCAUGAACAUUUCUUCCAUAAGAUUGUAGAUCUGAUAGAUUCAAAGGAAAAUUUAACAGAUCAAUACGAUCAGCCAAAUAUCAGAGAAUGUGAAAAAUUAGUUUUUAGUGUAUUGAAAUACAUAAUGGCAGGGUACUCCUAUAUACCACCUGAAUGGAGAUUAGCAUUAAAUAUCCUCCGUUCUUACAUUAAUGUUCGAUAUAAUAAUGUUGGAACUUUAACUUUGAUGUUAAGCAUUUUCUUUGGGUUCGGAAUGAUUUAUGGAUUUUUCCUAAGGCCAUAUCAUUUCGUAAAAACCCUCAAAAUGCAACAUCCAAAAAAUUUAGAUACACUUCUCAAUAUUUUAUACGUUCCUUUCACUUUAAACCUAUUUGGUGGGGAAACUAAGAUGUAUUAUCAAUGGAAUCCGAGAUUAGAAUUCAACUUUUAUCCUCAAUAUUACGCAUUUUUGCUGAAAAUCUCAGAUCUCAACUUUGAAGUCAGAUAUGGCAUGCCUGAUAACAAGUCAUUAGGAUAUUCUAUCCAUAACUGCAUGAAAGCGAUGUUUUGCCAGAAAUUUUAUGACGUCUUAAAAGAUUCAAUUUCCAAAGUGAUUACAGCCAACACUGUCGCUGAAACAAUGCUAGGCUGGUCAUUUACCAUUGUUUUGUCGAGAUUUUUCCUUCGAAUUUACGAUCCACAGCCAAAAAUUAAGCCAAAGAAGAUUGUCCAGCUUCUUAAACCAGUUGUUCUUCCGAAGAUGCCGACGUACGCCAAAACGGAAAGCUCAUAUUCGAAGAAAGCGAUCAGAAUUCACAGUGGCCGUGGAAUUACGGGCCAAGUCACUCGAUUUGACGACAUAAAGGAAGAAAAUGAUUUCGGAGAUGAUAUUGAUCCAUUUACGAUCCGUGAUGAUGAAGAAGUUGACUAUUUUGUUCCAUCUGCCAUGCAAUUACCUGAAUUUCAGAUGGAAACACCUUUCUGGGAUAUGCCAAGUGAUUCCGAUGUUCCUCAGCUCCCGCCUGGCGCUGACAAAGACUCUACAAGAAAUUUCAGAUAUCCACAGUCAAAAUUUGACAUCCAGGCACGUGGUCCAGCAAAAGUUAUGCGAUUUAAUGCGAAUAUUACUGAUUUUAGACAAGAUAAUGAAGACGAAGAGUUUGGAUUUGCUGCAAAUAACAAAAACGAAAAAACAAAUGAUCAGAAACAAAACUACCAUUCUAAAAGUCCAAAGAAAGUAAAGGCAAUCCCUAUCUCUCACGAUACUUUAACAAAUGAAGAUAAACCAAAGAAAAUGUACAAAAAAGUUUCAAAGAAAUAA
Trichomonas vaginalis G3 is the source of this 2415-nucleotide messenger RNA. RefSeq lists its product as uncharacterized. Lineage: Eukaryota; Parabasalia; Trichomonadida; Trichomonadidae. The transcript has a single exon. The record is from RefSeq and is a predicted model, not a curated record. The coding region runs from base 1 to 2415 and encodes 804 amino acids.